AUGCUCAGAAAUAUCUAGGGCGGGCAUCAACAUUGGCACUUGGGCGGGCGGCAGUACCAAAACUGUUGCGGAGCUAUUUAGUGCACAUACAAGACUAACGAAAUAAAUAUAUGAGAUAAUUGUUUGAUAGAGAGUUACAAUUUUUGUUAUCUAAUUUAUUCUAUUAUUUCGAGUGCAAAAAGGAGUGGAUUUUGUAAAAUGGGUGCCGAGGAUCCAAAUUCUUUAGUUGCAGUUGAAUUUGAAGUUUUUGGACGGGUUCAAGGGUGUUUCUUCACGAAGUAUUGCAAGGAUUUGGCAGAGAGUCUCGGCAUCUGCGGGUGGGUGAAGAAUACUAAGAGAGGCACCAUCAGCGGAAAGCUCCAGGGAUGUAAGGCGCAUCUUGAUAUUAUGCUGAACUGGCUGAGCACGGAGGGGUCUCCUGAAUCCAAGAUCGAGAAGUGUGAACUAACAAACUGGCAGUAUUUGACGCGGCUUGACUAUAAUAAUUUCAGCAUAAGGUUUUGAAUAAUAAAAAAACAAUGUGAACCAAAAAA
Pararge aegeria (speckled wood butterfly) is the source of this 533-nucleotide messenger RNA. Its product is annotated as acylphosphatase-2-like. NCBI's taxonomy places the organism in Eukaryota, Metazoa, Arthropoda, Insecta, Lepidoptera, Nymphalidae. The record is from RefSeq and is a predicted model, not a curated record. The transcript has 3 exons. Gene Ontology annotation, molecular function: acylphosphatase activity. Bases 199 to 504 code for a protein of 101 amino acids.